GAUAUUAAUAAUGAACUAUCUUUUGUUAUUUCUGUACAUAUACUAGAGCUCGAUGCUUUCGAUAUUUACAUAGAUUAUGCCAAUUUUAUUAGCGGAGAAUGGAUUUAAUUAUGAGUAGUAAGGUCUCUUUUCCUUAGUAGCAUAUCCAUUUUUCUUCAAGAUUAUAUUUGCCCCUAUUAUAGAUUUAUUUCACUUUAAAUCUUUAGGAAGAAGAAGAAGGUAUUUAUAUAUAUUUUAAAAUUAAUAUAGUUACAUUUUACCAUGUACAUUAUUGAUGUCAUUGAAUUUGUUUUGGUAGUCUAGUUUGGAUAUCUAACAAAACUAUAUGUUAUUUUGUUUGAUUGGAUUAUUUAAUGCUACCUUUUUGGGAAUGUAAGAUAUAGCUAUUGAUGGAUUUGCUGCUGAUUUAUGUAAAAAAACUAAUGAAAGUGCUGCACAUAUCUUAAAUGUGGGUUAUACAAUAGGUAGUUCCUUUUUAGCUAAUUUUAUAUUUCAUUCUUUACAUAAAUAUCAAUUAUGUACAUUAGCUACAUAUUUGAAAUUUAUUUCAGCAUUUGGAUUAUUAUUAGCCACUUACCUUUUAUUCAAAGUGAAGGAAGAAAAAAAUUAAUAAUAAAUAAAAAAAUUCACUGGAUUUAGAUAAGUAAUUAAAGGAAUACUUAAUAAUGAUAAUUUGAUAACUCUUUCAUUACUUUUGUUUUUUGAUAGAUAUGGAGUUGCUCCAAUAGAAUCUACAUUUAGAAUAAAAUUAACAGAAUUAAAAUUUAAUAAGGCAUAUGUAUCAUUUAUAGAUACAGCCAUUAUGCCAUUGAAAGUAGCAGUUGGAUUUGUUUAUCAUAAGUAUUUCAAUAAAUAUAAUUUUGAAUACUAUGGUUAUGUAUAAGGAUUGAGAUUAAUAUCAUGUCUCUUUGCAACUCUGACUAUUUUUCUAGUUGAUGUUGUGAAAGUUAAUGACACUUUAAGUUAUGUAGCAUUGUUUAUUGCUAGUACAACAUGGUGGAUAGUAUUUAAUUUAACAUUUAUUGUUAGAGUAAACAUACUUCUUUUUAUAAUAGGGUAAUUUCUAAAUGAAAAUAACUACACCAGGAUAUGAGGCUACCACUUUAGCUUUGAUGAAUAGUUUAGGAUCAUUAGGUGGUAAAACUGGAUUCUCUUUGUGUAUGUUCUUAACAGAGUAUGUUAAUUACUAUUGUUUUGCAUGCUUUGCUUUAAUUGCCUAGUUAUUAUUCACACUUAAAUCUAUUAAGUUAUAUAAAAAACUCUAUCAUGUUCCAAUAGAUAAAUGGCAUAUUAUUCAAUAAAAUUUGAAAUCAGAAUGA
Messenger RNA from Paramecium sonneborni, 1319 nucleotides. The record is from the annotation of a GenBank genome assembly. Lineage: Eukaryota; Ciliophora; Oligohymenophorea; Peniculida; Parameciidae.